Molecule: messenger RNA, 2064 nt
Organism: Penicillium cosmopolitanum
Lineage: Eukaryota; Fungi; Ascomycota; Eurotiomycetes; Eurotiales; Aspergillaceae
Product: Zn(II)2Cys6 transcription factor
Exons: 8
Coding region: 1-2064 (687 amino acids)
Biological process (GO): DNA-templated transcription; positive regulation of transcription by RNA polymerase II
Cellular component (GO): nucleus
Molecular function (GO): sequence-specific DNA binding; zinc ion binding; DNA-binding transcription factor activity, RNA polymerase II-specific
Source: RefSeq, a predicted model, not a curated record
AUGGGACAGUCGUCAAAGAUCCGUACGCCUCAGAGGGUGGUGAAUGCAUGCGUACGAUGCCGUCACCACAAGAUCAAAUGCUCAGGGUCCUCCCCUUGUACCCAUUGCCAGCGUCGCAAAGCAAGCUGUGUAUUUGCGGGAGAAGAGCCCAAAGUGCAGAUAACCAAAAGACGGCUCUCCGAAUUGAAACAACGCACAUACGAAUUAGAAAAAGAAAACCUGGCACUUCAAGAACGGUUGAAAGGGAAGCAGAAUGCUGCCAAUAUUCAUGAACCUACUCGGUCUGGUGCUUGUGUGGACCACGAAUAUCCCGAUUUCUCGUUCUCUACACCUGGGUCUACCUCUGAUACGCAAGUUGGAGUGGAGAGUCCAGAAAUACAAAACUCGCUCUCUACUGGACCGGCAGAAUUCAUCAGGGAUAUUACCGGGGAUCUUCACCAUCUAGGACACACAUCCAAUUGGUCAUUGACUAUGCGCCUGCUCCAGAUGACCCAUCAAAAUCUUUACAAUUCACCGUGCCCUAAUGGUGCUCAUCAUGUUGACUCCAUGACAUAUGAUUUUGGAUGGAAUGGUAUAAGGCACGCGAUUAUUCCCAACAUCCGCGGGUUGCCGUCCUUGGACCAUGCGUUAUUCCUCAUCAAGGCCACAGAGUUCCACACAUCACCAAUGUUUCACUUAUUUGAUGAAAAGACGUUCAUGGCUAAGCUGUACUGGUUUUACGAAGACCCAGUAGAGAGAGUACAUCUUUCAGGACUCUGGUUUAUCCACCUUCUUGUUCUUCUAGCCCUAGGAAAGGCUUUUCAUGGCUCAAAAGGCACCGGCAAUACUCCACCUGGGGCCGAUCUGUUUGCAAGAGCGUUUAUGUUACUCCCAGACUACUGCUACCUGUGGAAAGAGCCUUGCAUUGCUGGAGAGCUUCUUUCUUCAAUCGCUCUCUAUCUACAAAGUAUAGAUUGGCGAACUUCUGCACAUAACAUGAUCAGCCAGGCACAGCGAAUCCUUCUGGUGCACGGAUUCCACGCGAGCAUACAUCCGGACCUCACCGACAUGGCAGAGCAGACCAGACGCCGGAAAAUCUGGUGGACAGUGUUCAUUCUGGAGCGUCGACUGUCAGUUCUAAUGGGGUUUCCUUUAGGUAUUAGAGACCAGGAUAUCCUCACUCCACCGCCGAGCAUCCCCGAGUCGCAGUCCCAGGCUGAAGCCGCAAUAGUCCAUGUGAAAUUGUCAAAGGCGUUUGGUCACAUCGUCGAUACGAUCUACCAUGGCAGUGGCGCGUUAGGGUCUACUUUCGUCAAAACAGCGCAGGGUGUACUCCACGACGUUGCAAAUGUUGCGUCUGAGCUCGGGGCUUGCCUGCCACUCCCCGGGUGCGAUUCUAUGAACGGCAUAUCAAGACACACUGCCUAUAUGAAUCUUUUCUACCAUGAUUGUAUAAUUCUAUCGACUCGACCUUUUCUUUUCAACCUCGUCGAGAAAUGUAUCCACCCCGAAGUCCUGAAUGCUCCAGUCCCAGCAUCAAUCAAAGGGUUGAUUGAGAUAUGUAUUGAAUCGGCCAGAAAGACAGCAUAUAUCCUAGAAGAGGUCAUGGAUCAGUCUCUCUUAGACUGCUUCUUGCCUUUUCAUCUUGAAAGUACUGUUUCGGCUGGGCUCGUGAUCACUAUGGCUCUGAUGAUCAACCCCGCAUUUGUUGAAGUAUAUUCGCAGACGAUGCAGACUCUUUUCCGAAUUCUCGACAAGAUGAUUGACGGGGGCAAUCUCAUCGCAGUUGAUCAAAAGAAUGAGCUUAUUGAACUGCAAAAUAAUCGUGCACUACUGCAACCCAUGAAUAACUCAAUGACCCCUGACCAAGGCAUAGCUACCCAGAUCACCGACGAUCACAUUCCCUAUAUUGAUGCAGGUCAAAAUUCUGGUAGAUCUGGACCUCCUUCAAUGGAUCUGGGACGAGACAAAUCCUAUAUAGAUCCGAUUUUUGAUAUGUCACCAUCUCAAAUCAUGUCCGUGGUGGACUUGCUGAAUACGGAUGACCUGAUUGAUUGGAUCACGCUUUCUAAUGAUGGUGGUUAA